Molecule: messenger RNA, 3779 nt
Organism: Cebus imitator (Panamanian white-faced capuchin)
Lineage: Eukaryota; Metazoa; Chordata; Mammalia; Primates; Cebidae
Gene: ATXN1L
Product: ataxin 1 like
Exons: 3
Coding region: 315-2384 (689 amino acids)
Biological process (GO): regulation of DNA-templated transcription; anatomical structure development
Cellular component (GO): nucleus
Molecular function (GO): protein binding; RNA binding
Source: RefSeq, a predicted model, not a curated record
CGCCAUCUCCGGGCGCCCGGCUGGGGGGGCGCUGGGUGUGGGGCGGCUCCGGGGCCGGGGAUGGCGGCGGCCGCGGUUGCGGCGGCUCCGGGACGAGCGGGUGGAUCCCGGGAAGCGCUGUGAAAUGGGCCGGCUCCCGAGCCAGCCGGGAGGACACUUACUACAGCUGCUCAGAAGCACCACUGGAAGCUCAGCAGAUGUGGGCACCCCAGCCAGAAGCAGAGAGGGGUACAGGGAAGCCACAGCGAAGCCCCUUCUGAUGCCCCAGGGAGCAAGCCGACUCCUUCCAGGCUCCAGGAACACCACAAAGCAAUAUGAAACCUGUUCAUGAGAGGAGUCAGGAAUGCCUUCCACCAAAGAAACGAGACCUCCCCGUGACCAGCGAGAAUAUGGGGAGAACUACCAGCUGCUCCACUAACCACACACCCUCCAGUGAUGCCUCUGAUUGGUCCCGAGGGGUUGUGGUGGCCGGGCAGAGCCAGGCAGGAGCUAGAGUCAGCCUGGGGGGUGAUGGAGCUGAGGCUAUCACCGGUCUGACAGUGGACCAGUAUGGCAUGCUGUAUAAGGUGGCUGUGCCACCUGCCACCUUCUCACCAACUGGCCUCCCAUCUGUGGUGAAUAUGAGCCCCUUGCCCCCCACGUUUAAUGUAGCGUCUUCACUGAUUCAACAUCCAGGCAUCCACUAUCCCCCAAUCCACUAUGCUCAGCUCCCAUCCACUUCGCUGCAGUUCAUUGGGUCUCCUUAUAGCCUUCCCUAUGCUGUGCCACCUAAUUUCCUACCAAGUCCCCUCCUAUCUCCUUCUGCCAACCUUGCCACCUCUCACCUUCCACACUUUGUGCCAUAUGCCUCACUUCUGGCAGAAGGAGCCACUCCUCCGCCGCAGGCUCCCUCCCCGGCCCACUCAUUUAACAAAGCCCCGCCUGCCACCUCCCCACCUGGGCAAUUGCCGCAUCAUUCAAGUACUCAGCCCCUGGACCUCGCUCCAGGCCGGAUGCCCAUUUAUUAUCAGAUGUCCAGGUUACCUGCUGGGUAUACUUUGCAUGAAACCCCUCCAGCAGGUGCCAGCCCAGUUCUUACCCCUCAGGAGAGCCAGUCUGCUCUGGAAGCAGCUGCUGCAAAUGGAGGACAGAGACAGCGAGAGCGAAAUAUCGUAAGACGGGAAAGCGAAGCCCUUGACUCCCCCAACAGCAAGGGUGAAGGCCAGGGACUGGUGCCCGUGGUAGAAUGUGUGGUGGAUGGACAGUUGUUUUCAGGUUCUCAGACUCCACGGGUGGAGGUAGCGGCCCUGGCACACCGAGGGACUCCGGACACUGACCUCGAGGUCCAGCGGGUGGUUGGCGCUUUAGCUUCUCAGGACUAUCGUGUGGUGGCAGCUCAGAGGAAGGAGGAACACAGCCCCCUCAACCUAUCCCAUCAUACCCCCGACCAUCAGGGUGAGGGACAGGGGUCAGCCAGGAACACUGCAGAGCUGGCAGAGAAAAAUCAGGUCCGUGGGUUCUACCCUCAGUCCCAUCAGGAACCAGUAAAACAUAGACCUUUACCCAAAGCAAUGGUUGUAGCCAAUGGCAACCUGGUGCCCACUGGAACUGACUCAGGCCUGCUGCCUGUGGGCUCGGAGAUCCUGGUAGCAUCAAGUCUGGACGUGCAGGCCAGAGCCACCUUCCCAGACAAGGAGCCAACACCGCCCCCCAUUACCUCCUCCCACUUGCCUUCCCAUUUCAUGAAAGGCGCCAUCAUCCAGCUGGCUACGGGAGAGCUGAAGCGGGUGGAGGACCUCCAGACCCAGGAUUUUGUGCGCAGUGCCGAAGUGAGCGGGGGGCUGAAGAUCGACUCUAGCACGGUCGUGGACAUUCAGGAGAGCCAAUGGCCUGGAUUUGUCAUGCUGCAUUUUGUGGUUGGUGAACAGCAGAGCAAAGUGAGCAUCGAGGUGCCCCCUGAGCACCCCUUCUUUGUAUAUGGCCAGGGUUGGUCCUCCUGCAACCCUGGGCGGACGACACAGCUCUUCUCUCUGCCCUGCCAUCGGCUACAGGUGGGAGAUGUCUGCAUCUCUAUCAGUUUACAGAGCUUGAACAGUAACUCAGUUUCUCAGGCCAGCUGCGCUCCCCCAGGCCAGCUGGGUCCCCCCCGAGAAAGGCCUGAGAGGACGGUCUUGGGACCCAGAGAGCUAUGUGACAGUGAGGGGAAGAGCCAGCUGGCAGGAGAGGGCUCCCAUGUGGUAGAGCCUUCCCAGCCUGAGCCCGGUGCUCAGGCCUGCUGGCCAGCCCCAAGCUUCCAAAGAUACAGCAUGCAAGGGGAGGAGGCACGGGCCGCACUGCUCCGUCCCUCUUUCAUUCCACAGGAGGUAAAGCUGUCCAUUGAAGGGCGUUCCAAUGCAGGAAAAUGAAACUUUCCCAGACCAGGACUGUGGGCUUUACCCCAGAGCUGAGCCUCGCCGCCGUGAGCAGGCAGAGGAUUUGCACACGCCAAGCAGGGAAUGGCUUACUUGGCAGUGAGAUUUGGGGGAAAGGGGAGGCAUGAAGUCAGCCUCUCAAGGCAGGAUCUGUUGCUCAUUACUCCCAUGGCGUCCUUUCAGGACAACCCCAGAGGGUGUUGUGAUGGGGAGCAGCAGGCCUGGGGCAAGGAAGGAAGGGGGUGCACACAGGAGAAGAAACAUUCCAAAAUCAGGGCCUCCCUGUCCUUUCCUCCCCAUCCCUAGCUCCUGCAAAGGAAAGUCCAGGCUUUGGGAGCAGAUGGCAGAGGGAGGGAGUAAAGAAAGAGCCAAAAAUGAUGAUCCACAGCUUAUAGUAGCAGUUAAACUGUCAGAAGUUUUUUUCCUUUUUUGUGGUGGAAGGGCAGGAGGCCCCAAGGUUGGAAAUAAGAGGGUUCCCACCCAGAACCCUUCUUGUGAGAGAUGUGCACUUUAAAGGGUGAUUUUGUUCCAGAUGUCUAUGGCUGGGUGUUUGGGGGAGGAGCACUCUCAUCGACAGGACUCUGCUUGAUCCUCUGCUUCAUAGCCGUCCCCAUCUCUCUUCACCAUUCCGCCUACAAGGCUUCUAGCAGCAUGGGGGCCCAGAGAAGGAGCCCCUGCAGGGUGCAGAGUGAAGUACUGCCUUGCCAGGGACUCAGUCAGGGGACUUUGGGAGAAAGACUUGAUAGCCAGGCUGACUGGGUUCUAGGCAGGGCUUCUGGAAUGGUAGCUCACCUAAGAAAGCUCCUCCAACUCAGUAUGCCAGACCCACUUUGAAAUCUCACAGAAUCUCGUUGGUAAUGGUGACUUUAGAAAGAGCUAGUAGACUCUUCCCCAGGCACCAACCCCCCACCUUUGUCUGUGUUGUGCCUAAGUGCCUGCGCCGCCCCCACCCUCCUGCUACCCUGACCUCUGCAUGGUGUCGUGACCUGGGCCUCGUUUGUAGCUGCACUGCCUUUCCUUGUCUGCAAAGUUGGUUUUGUCCACUCUGACCAAGACCUCUAGUUUUUGGUGGGUAAGGGGUCUUUUGGGUUUCCCCAUCAGCUAUAAUCUCUUAUUUUUAAAAUCUCAAAAUCAUGUCCCCUCCACUUCCACUGCCAAACAGCUAGGUGGAGAAACAGGAAGGGAACUGUGCCCUGGGCCAGGGCGAAUUCGUGGCUGGGCAGUGCCCAUCAUGGCAUUUUCACAUGUCCCAUAUGUCCCCUCCUGUCUUAUUCCACUGCUUCUCCCAGCAUUCUGGCAUCUCCAAGCUAUCCCCUUCCACCACUAGCUCUAAGAUUCUAGGAUAGUCUUGAUAACAUUUCAAUACCUGAGGUAGAUGUCAUUUUGUGG